Messenger RNA from Diospyros lotus (date-plum), 1842 nucleotides. Its product is annotated as growth-regulating factor 9. The record is from RefSeq and is a predicted model, not a curated record. Lineage: Eukaryota; Viridiplantae; Streptophyta; Magnoliopsida; Ericales; Ebenaceae. Gene Ontology annotation, molecular function: ATP binding. Gene Ontology annotation, biological process: developmental process; DNA-templated transcription; regulation of DNA-templated transcription. Gene Ontology annotation, cellular component: nucleus. The transcript has 4 exons. The coding region runs from base 226 to 1635 and encodes 469 amino acids.
AAUUUCUUACUUCUCUGGUGGGUGUCUGGGUAGUGGCCAGAUGGAUUGGUUGCAAUACAUGGCGCUGCCAUAUGCCAGUGUGUGUGGGCUGGUGCCAUUCUUUGCUUUCUUCAGGCGGUUUUUGCUUUUCGUUUCCUUUUUAAAUUUCUCAUCUCUUCCAAGUCACGUAGCAUCCAUCCCUCCAUCUCUCUCUCUCUCGCCAAGCUUCGUCAAACCCAUGUAAAAAUGCAGCCUAAACCGCUCAUUCCCGACUCUGGAAAAGGCGGUGGUGGAGGGAAGACCAGAUGGGAAAGGGGGAAGGUUAAAGAGAAGGAUCACGCCGGCGGCGAAGGGUCGCCGUCCAUCAAGCUUGGGCUCGGGAUUGGAGCAAGCGGCGUGACCAAACAACAGGGGAAGUGUGGGUUCACGCUGGCGCAGUGGUAUGAGUUCCAGCAGCAGGCUAUCAUAUGCAAGUACAUAGUCUCUGGCCUCGUUGUGCCCUUUUACCUUGUUCUCCCCAUCUGGAAGAGUGUUGCCAGGUGCUUUGGCUCUGCUAAUGGUGGAAUCUAUAAUCAUUUCCCAAGUUUUAUAGGAUUCAAUCUUCAGGACUUUCAUUGUAAGGGUGAGAUGGAUCCAGAACCAGGGAGGUGUAGAAGAACUGACGGGAAGAAGUGGCGAUGCAGCAGGGAUGUUGUUCCCAAUCAGAAAUACUGUGAGAGGCACAUGCAUAGAGGGUGCCAGCGUUCAAGAAAGCAUGUGGCAGCUUCUGUCAUUGCUUCACAACCUGGUACAUCCAUUGAUGCCUGCAAAACCACAAAAACAUCCAAUUCCGGUGACAUUACUAGUACAAAGAGCAACCUUUCAAUUUCAAGUCCUGUAGAUUUUGAAUUUGCUACCCCCUCUUCAAAUACCGGCACCAACAGUUCUGCUACGGCAUCUCCCACCACCAACUCUGUUAGUGAUUUCAGCAGAAAUGGUAACAUUGUUGUCUCUAAGUUAGCCUCAUCCACUGCUACCAUCCCCCUAGCUUGCUAUGGCAGUAAUGAUAACAUAAUUGCCGGUGUCUUGAGUCCUAGUGCUGAAAACAACAGAAACAACAAUGUCCAUGUUGAUGUCAAGGAUGCCAGUUAUGGUCAUCUUGAUAACAGGUCCAACAUCAAUCGAAGCAGCAAAGGUGUAAAAAAUUCUGGAGAUGGUAACUUUGCUGGUCCUGGAUUUGGCUCCUCUGCAAAUGGUGCUCAGCAAGGGUUAGGCCGCGGCAGCAGCACCUGGGUCGACAACGGGCAUGGGGAAGGAACAGGAUUUCGGAGAUGCCGAAGAACAGAUGGUAAGAAGUGGCAGUGUAGCAGGGAGGUUUUACCGGAUGGGAAGUACUGCGAGAGGCACGUUAACAGAGGCAGAGGCGCCAAGAAGUUUGUAGUCCACUAUCAGCAGCCCAUCCCCAUCCACAGUGUUUCCCUUGCCCCCCCUCCCCUUGCCAUACCCAAAACUGCUGUUAUACCUAGCACUGCUGAUACCCGUAUGAACGUGGACAUCGGCCUCUCCAUCGCGGUUGCAGCUAGUCCUGCACCAAUUACCAGCGAUGAGAGCAGCGAUGCCACCACCAUCACCGAUGAAAUCAGCACGUUUUCUCACUUGGUGGCUGCAUCUCCGUGAAAUCUGUCAACUUCAAGCUCAAAGCUCAAGCUCAAGUUUUAAGUUUUGUGGGUGGAAAUCCUUUUCUUACCUUGCAGCUCUCUCUCUUGGAAAUUAGGGACGGAAUGUGUGUUAUUUUUGUUAUUAUAAUGGUCUUUAUACAUUAGUGGGUUUUAAAUCAAAAAGUUUCUGUUGUAUGCAUUCUGGGACCUGUUGCAUUACCCUCGU